CUUACAAUUUGUUACAAAUUUUGGUAAUUAUUUUGCUAAGAAUUUUUUUAAAAAAAAGAUAAUUAUUAUAAACAUCACCUUUCAUCCUAUGUCAAAUAUACAAUGAAUAGUUCGAAAAAGCUGAGCUUGCAAGAGGCUAAGCAAUUACAGGAUGAUGAAAUUGAAGCUUUAAAAGCGAUUUAUAUGGAUGAUUUUGAACCUGUUAUAAAUCAAAAUGCUUGGAAGCAAGUUGUCCCAACAGGUCAUGAAUUUAGACUUCAUUUGUGGCCACAUGAAGAAGAAUUAAAAAAGCAUGUAAAGGUUGAUUUACAUGUGAAAUUUCCAAAAACAUAUCCUCGUGUAUCACCAGAAAUUAAAAUUGAAAAUGUUCGAGGGCUUUCAUCAGAACAAUUAAAACAGCUUCAGGUUGAAGUUACUAGAAAAGUAAAAGCAAAUGUCGGUCAGGAAGUAGUUUUUACUAUUGCAGGAUUUGUGCAAGAGUUUAUUACAGCAAAUAAUAAUGGAAUUCCGAAUGUGGUUAUACAACCGUCUUUUCAUGAGCAAAUGCUGAGCAGAAAUGAACAGAUGUCAAAGAUUCAACAAGAAAAAGAAAUAGAAAAAAUUAAUAAAGCUAAACAAAUAAAGGAGCAAGAAGACUUGAAUUUAUUACAAAAAAUUGAACAAGAAAAACAGAGGCAAAAAGAGAAAAUGGAAGUCGAAAGACAAAAGAGAAAACUAUUAACUCGAGAAUUGAAGUGCAAUGAUCAUAAUUCAAUGCAAUUUACAACUAUUGAUUUUGAUUCGCUGAUAAUGUUGGAUCCUGACGAUUCACAAUGUGUACCAUUUAAAUCCGUAAUGCUUGGCCCAUCUAUUGGCAAGGGUCCAAUUGGUACGACAUAUAUAGUUCAAGCUACAAAUUUUCAAAUUAAAGAAUCAUCAACUCCUUUGAGGCAUAUAUUAGCUCUUAAAGAUAUUGAAAUAACCAAUCCACAUUAUUUAGAACUUGAUGGCAAGAGAAAGCUUGAGGAAAUAGAACAAGAUCUUAUUAGACUGAAAAAUCUCUGUCACCCGAACACUGUUAUUAUUUAUGAAUCAGAACUCAAAAGAUGUUUGACCGGAUGGAAUUUAUAUAUUCUUAUGGAAUAUGCAAUGGGUGGAACUCUCGUUGAUUUAUUGAAAAAAUGCGGUGUUGUGAGAUUAUCAUUAGCAAAAGAAUAUAUGAGACAAUUAUUAACAGCUUUGGAGUAUAUACAUAACAAUAAUUUUGUGCAUAAAGAUAUCAAGGCUUCAAAUAUAUUGUUUAUAGAAGUCCCUGGAUCAGAAGAUUUUAUUGCCAAAUUAUCCGAUAUUAAUUAUCAUAGGAAGUUACUGGAUAUGCACAAGAAUUAUCCAUUUACUCAAAAAUCAUACCCGGAAGAAGUAAAUAAAUGGCUAGCUCCAGAACAAGAAUCGAAACCAAACUUUUAUUCUAGGAAAACUGACAUUUGGUACAUGGGAAUAAUUUUUGUACAAAUGUUAUUUGGAUUAAAGACAACGCAAUAUUAUGAUUCAUUGGAUUUCCUCCUUGGGUCUUCCGAACUCGAAAUACCAGAUCCUGUAAAAAGCAUUUUAAAAAGCAUGCUUCAAAUAGAUCAAAGAAAAAGACCGACUCCAUUAGAAUUACUGAACAAUUCUUUCUUUGACGAAGGAACAGCUUUUAGUAAAAAUUCUGUUACAAUGAUAGAUCCUUCUUUAAAAUAUAUGAUGUCACAAGGUCAGCGGAGUUUAUCAAUUCCAUUUCCACUUAAUAAUGGAAAUCAUAAUGAAAUAGUCGGUGGUUUUGGUGAUAAGUUAUCUCAUAAUGCUAUGUCGCCGCCUACAUCAACACGACAUGUUUCGUUUUCAAGAUAUAAGUCCGACUUUGAAGAACUUGCUUUCCUUGGUAGAGGCGGAUUUGGUGAAGUUGUCAAGGCUAGGAAUAAAAUAGAUGGAAGAUAUUAUGCAAUUAAGAAAGUGCUACUUAAUCCAAAUGAUAUUGAGAAAACGAAAAAAAUUUUGAGAGAGGUUACAACGUUAUCAAGGUUACAUCAUCAAUAUGUUGUAAGAUAUUAUACAACAUGGUUUGAAGAUUCUGAUAGCAGUUGGAAUGAUGCUGAGUCACUAUUCAGUGAAGACAUUACAUUAGCAGGUGAUGAAGAAUCGCCAUCUUCUAAAGUUAAUGAUGUAGACUAUCAAGAUUUAGAUGAUGAUUUUGAUUUAAUGUUGGAGGCUUCCUCAAAUCGUGGAUAUUCACAAAUACAUUUUGGCGAAUCAUUGUCAUCUGAUAGUGAUGAUGAAUUCGAAUUACAAAACGAAGAUUCUCCAAAGGAAGUAGGAGGGUAUGGUGCUAGAAAUAGAACCCCUGGACCAGGAAAAAAGAAUAAUUCAAAAGGGGAGAAAACAAGAAUUCUUUAUAUUCAAAUGGAAUAUUGCGAAAAUAAAACGCUUAGAGAUAUUAUUGAUACAGGAAUGGAAGAAGAAGAAGGAUGGAAGAUUUUUAGACAAAUCGUUGAAGGACUUGCUCAUAUUCAUAGACAGGGAACGAUUCAUCGUGAUUUGAAACCUAGUAAUAUUUUCUUGGAUGCUAAUGGUGAUGUCAAAAUUGGAGACUUUGGAUUAGCAACAACAAACAAUGCUAUAUUUGACCCUGGUUCGUUUAGAAGUAUUCAAAUGGGCAACGAGGAUUCUAUGACUGGAGGCAUCGGUACAACUUUAUAUGUCGCCCCAGAAGUUGCUAGUAACGUUACUAACGUGGUCAAUGGCACGCGUUAUAAUCAAAAAGUUGACAUAUAUUCCUUGGGGAUAAUAUUUUUCGAGAUAUGUUAUAAAUUUUCUACGGAAAUGGAACGUCGCGUGACAAUAAUGAAUUUACGAAAACCUGAGAUAGACUUUCCGACUGAAUUUAUAACCACCAAAAAUAAAAAUAAAAUGGGGUUGAUUAGAUUAUGUUUACAACAUAAUGCUAAAAAUCGUCCUACAGCUUUAGAAAUACUGAAGAGUGAAUUAUUGCCAGCAAAUAUUGAGGACGAACAUUUGCAAAAUUUUCUUAGAGAAUUAGCGAAACCAAAUACACCGUACUAUCGGAAGUUGAUGUCAAAUUUAUUUACUCAAUCGUCCGAUAUAUCGAAAGAUUAUACAUACGAUAUAAAUUCGGGAAAUAACUUUGAUCAACUAAGUACAUUAUUAACAUAUAUUAGAGUUCGAGAUCAUAUGAUAAAAACAUUUCGACAUCACGGUGCUAUAGAGUUGAAUACACCGUUGUUAAUGCCAAAAUACAAUCUUUACGAGGAAGAUAAGAAAGCUGUUUAUUUGAUUGAUGCUGAUGGUGGUCUUGUACAGUUACCUUAUGAUUUAACUGUUCCAUUUGCGAGAUACGUUUCUAGAAACAUAACAGACUUAAAGAGAUACACAUUUGAUCGUGUUUACAGAGAGAAUAUUGUUGGAUGCCAACCACGUAUAAUCGACGAAGUUGACUUUGAUAUAGUUCAUAGUUAUCCUGCACCCAUGGUUGCCGAAGCAGAGAUAAUAAAGAUCGUAGAUGAAAUUCUUCUGGAAUUCCCUCCAAUUAAAUCAAUAAAUUAUGUAUUUUACGUGAAUCAUGCAAAUAUAUUGCAAAUAAUAUUUGAUUGUUGUAGAAUUCCCGAGGAUUUAAGUAGAGGAGUUUGUGGUCUUCUUGGACAAUUAGAUAAGAAAUACACCUUUUCACAGAUUAAGGCUCAAUUAAUGAAUAAAUAUAAAUUAUCCAAAAUGAUGCUGGAUGAGUUGGCAUUAUUUGAUAUUAAAGGUGAUUUGGAAUUUGUAACAAGUUCUCUUGAGAAAUUAAUACCAUCACCUUCCAUGAAAUUGCAAAUGAGAGAAGUUUUUAAAGGUUUUAAACUGCUAUUGGAUUACACAAAAUCUCUUGGUGUUAAUCAUGAAAUAAUUUUUGUUCCAUUAUUAGUGUAUAAUUGGCAUUAUUAUAAAAAUGGAAUAAUAUUUCAAGUUGUAAAUGAUAAUAACCGUAAAGAUGUUUUAGCAGGAGGAGGAAGAUAUGAUUGGUUAAUACAACAAUUUCGAAAUCCUACCAUUGUAAGCGGGAAAGGAAGGGCCAAACAAAUUUACGGAAUUGGCGUUAGUAUUGCUAUGCAAAAAAUUGUUUUUGCGUUGGAAAAUUAUCAAAAAGCAAUAUUACAUUCAAAGAAAGUUGAGGAGGAAAAGAACCUAGGCUUUUGGGCCCCUAGAAGGUGUGAUGUGUAUGUAGCAAGUUUUGGAAAAGUAUUAUUACAAGAAAGAUUAGACCUUGUAAGAGAGUUAUGGGCUCAUAAUAUCAAAGCAGAUUUUAUGUAUGAAGAGCAAACAGAUCUUACACCUGAAAUUUUGACAACUAAAUGUAAAAAUCAAGGAAUUAAUUGGAUAGUUAUAAUGAAAUAUAAAAUUCAAGAUACAACAAGCGCUUCAAGAGAUGCUUUAAUGACUGUAAAGAUAAAAAAUUUAAUUAAAAAAACCGAAGAAGAAGUCCUUCGGAGUGAAAUAUGUAUGAAAUUGAGUUCCGAGACGAUGAGAGCAGAUUUAAUUGCACAGACCGAUUAUUUAUCAGCGCACGAUUAUACAAGUACAAGUCUUUCAACGUCACCGGAAUCUUCAAGUCGUCUAUCAAUAAGUGUUGUUGUUCCUCCGACACAAAAGAAUAACAAAAAAAUGAAACAUAAACAGAAAAAGUUGCUUAUGGAUAAAGCACACGAUAAUAUAUCGGGCAUCGUGGAACAGAUUAAAGAUAAUAGUGUACCUGUUUUAGCUGUAGAUUUAAGUAAAGAAUUACUGAGGAAAAUGUCUGAUUGUAAUGUAUUAGAGGAUGAGUCACUCAAGAAUAAAAGUAAGUCUUUUUUUGUUCUACAUUAAUUAUUUAUAAAUUUUUUGUAAUUUUUAUUUUAAUUUGUUCCCAAAAGUACUGGAUAUUGCGCCACUUCAU
Molecule: messenger RNA, 4945 nt
Organism: Rhizophagus irregularis DAOM 181602=DAOM 197198
Lineage: Eukaryota; Fungi; Glomeromycota; Glomeromycetes; Glomerales; Glomeraceae
Source: RefSeq, a predicted model, not a curated record